Messenger RNA from Etheostoma cragini (Arkansas darter), 3324 nucleotides. RefSeq names its product guanylate cyclase 2g (gene gucy2g). The transcript has 22 exons. Gene Ontology annotation, molecular function: protein kinase activity; peptide receptor activity; guanylate cyclase activity. The record is from RefSeq and is a predicted model, not a curated record. The coding region runs from base 1 to 3324 and encodes 1107 amino acids. Gene Ontology annotation, cellular component: membrane. Gene Ontology annotation, biological process: cGMP biosynthetic process; protein phosphorylation; receptor guanylyl cyclase signaling pathway. Lineage: Eukaryota; Metazoa; Chordata; Actinopteri; Perciformes; Percidae.
AUGAGGCACACAUUGGUGCUUUGCUUCACACUAACGGCUGCCGCUGUCAUCAGUAAUAAGACCAACGGCUCUCACAGGCUGAUCAUUGGCUUCCAGGCCCCUUGGAAUAUGUCCUUCCCCUUCAGCGCUCUGCGGCUGGGCUCGGCCAUACAGAUAGCCAUGGAGAAGGUGAACACUAAUCCCUCCUUCCUGGGGAACUACAGUCUGGAUUUUGUGUACAUGGAUACAGACUGUAAACCCAAAGUUUCCCUGGGAGGAUUCAUUCACCAGGUGUGGACAGAAAACGUGUCUGCGCUAUUUGGUCCAGCAUGUCCUGAAGAAGCCGAGGUCACAGGUCUCAUUGCAUCCACAUGGAACAUCCCCAUGUUUGGCUUUGUGGGACAAUCCUCCAAAAUGGACAACACUGACAUCUACGAUUCCUACAUCAAAGUUGUGCCACCUCUUAAAAGAAGCUCUGAAGUCCUGGUUAAGACCCUGGAGUUCUUUGGAUGGAAUCACAUAGCGAUGAUCGGAGGGGGAUUGGAAUCAAACACUUGGGACAAAGUUGACGCUUUGUGGAAAACUUUUGAGAAUCCGCUGAGAGACAAAUUCAAGCUGGCUGCUGCGGUCAAGUUUGAUACCAGCAAUCCUCAGCUAGUUUAUGAACAUGUUAAGUUCAUCUCAACAGUCGCCAGAGUGAUUGUGAUUCUAACAAACCGCAAGGACUCCUUGGCUCUGUUGCGGGAGGCGGAUCGUCAGGGUCUGAUGAAUGGUGACUACAUGUUCUUCCUGGUGCAACAUUUUGAGGAAAACUUGUGGACCUAUGCCCUGAACAGCAGAUUUAACCAAGGUGCCGUAAGUGCUUUUGACAUGACCUUCGUUAUCGGCCAGAAAUCCUAUGACGGCUACGAGUACUAUGACUUCUUUGAGCAAGUUUUUGAAAGACUAAAGAGACAUCCGUUUCACAGCAACCUGUCAUCUGAAAAAGAGGUUAGCCCGUACUCUGCCUACCUGCACGAUGCAGUGCUUCUUUAUGCAAUGGGACUGAAGGAAGUUCUCAAAGAUGGCAAAAAUCCUCGUGAUGGACGGCAGCUGCUGCAGAGAUUAAAAAAUAAAAGCAAAAUUCGAUUUAAUGGUGCUUCUGGACUAGUCCACUUCGACAACGAGGGGGAGAGAAAUGUGGACUAUUCGGUUUAUGACCUGCAGAACGUGGGAGGCAUCAAUAAGUUUGUACCCAUCCUCCAUUUUGACAGUCAGACCAAAGCUGUCCGGCCAACGUCUUUGUUUGCUUCUUUGGUCUGGCCGAGAGGAAGACCUCCCUCUGACCAACCAGAGUGUGGUUUCAACAAUGAACUCUGUGAAUGGCUCAGUAAUGACAUCACCCUGCUGGCUCUGCUCGUGACCUUCCCCAUCAUCGGUCUGCUGGCAGUUAUGUGCAUCGGAGUCCUCACUCUGCAGAAGUUACGUCUCAAGCUGAAGCUCGGUGACUCCUACUGGUGGCUGAUCGACUACAGCAACAUCACCGUCAUCAGGAAUAAAUCAGGAUCCCAGGGCUUUUCUCUGAGCACCACCAGACACAGUGGGAGCGGCGGCUCUCAGUCUAAUUUCUCCAACAACAGCUAUGGCCUCAGGGACAAGACAGGGAGAGAACAUGUCUACACCACCAUAGGUCUCUACCAGGGAAAUCAAGUGGCCAUCAAGUACAUCAAGAACCAUGCUCACUGUAGUGUCCAGAAACCUUCCCUUAUUGCAGAGUUCAAUUUGAUAAAAGAAAUGAAACAUGAGAACUUGGUUCAGUUCUUUGGUGUUUGCAUCGAGCCACCAAAUGUCUGUUUGGUCACCCAGUACUGCAGGAAAGGCAGUCUGAAGGAUGUUCUGAGGUCGACAGAUGUUGAUCUGGAGGGGAUGUUCAAGCUUUCGUUUGCUUAUGACAUUGUUAAUGGAAUGGAGUUCAUUCACAAAAGUAACUUGAGAUUUCACGGGAACCUGAAGCCCAGCACCUGUCUGGUGGACAGUCGGCUCCAGAUAAAACUCUCUGGCUUCGGCCUGUGGGAGUUUAAAUAUGGCGAAAAAAACAAGAUCAUCCCACUGGAAAACCCAGAAGCACUGUACUGGACAGCCCCCGAGCUCCUGAGACAAGUCAGUCUCCAGGUCAAUGGGAUGCCCAAAGCUGACAUCUUCAGCUUUGCCAUCAUCAUGUGGGAACUCAUGUACAAUGCUAAGUGUGGCCCGUAUCAUGAAGUCAACCUAGAGCCCAAAGAGAUUAUCUUGCAGUUGCAGAAGCCUUUCCAAGGUCAAUACCUCCGACCAGAGCUGUCUGAGGAGCUGUGUGAUGAGAACAUUAAUAUACUGCUGAAAGCCUGCUGGAAUGAAAACCCAGACCACCGACCGCCAUUUGCGGCGAUACGAAGACAGCUGAGGAACAACAGCCCAAAUAGUCAUGCAAAUAUCUUGGAUAAUAUGGUGGAAAAGUUGGAGAAAUAUGCAAAUCACUUGGAGGAGGUGGUGGAGGAGAGGACCAAUCAGCUCACAGUAGAGAAGACCCGUGCGGACAUGCUACUUUCCAGCAUGUUACCAAGGUACAUCGCUGAAAAGCUGAUGGCGGGGAAGUCAGUGGAGCCUCAGAGCUACGACAUGGUGACCAUCUUCUUCUCCGACAUAGUGGGCUUCACGUCCAUGUGCUCCGUCAGCUCUGCGAUGGAGGUGGUGACCUUCCUCAACGACCUCUACAGCCUCUUUGACGACAUCAUCAAGAUAUACGAUGUCUAUAAAGUGGAAACAAUUGGGGAUGCAUAUAUGGUAGCAAGUGGUCUACCCAUCACCAAUGGCUACCAGCAUGCUUUGGAGAUCUCUACAAUGGCGCUGCAUUUCCUGAGUGCCAUCAAGGUCUUCAAAAUCCACCACAUGCCAACACAGAGUCUUGCAAUCCGCAUUGGGAUACAUUCUGGUCCAGUGGUUGCUGGAGUGGUAGGCACCACUAUGCCUCGCUACUGUCUCUUUGGUGACACGGUGAACAUGGCCUCUCGCAUGGAAAGUAACAGCUUACCUCUGAGGAUUCAUAUAUCUCAGUGCACUGCGGACAUUUUGGUCCAGGCUGGAUCGUUUGUGCUGGAGGAAAGAGGGGAAGUCGAAAUGAAGGGUAAAGGAUCUCAUAAGACCUACUGGCUGCUGAGCAAGGAGGGAUUUAGUCCUCCUGUUAUUGCGCAUAGCUCUCCACCAGCUGACAGUCUCAAACUACAGACAGAGGUACCGUUAACUUUUACUUUAAAGACAGCCAUCAGAGACAAGUCUAUUUUCAAGCACAGUUGCUCCCUGACCGAGUCCUCGCCAGCUCCACAUAUUUAG